Messenger RNA from Drepanopeziza brunnea f. sp. 'multigermtubi' MB_m1, 477 nucleotides. The record is from RefSeq and is a predicted model, not a curated record. Lineage: Eukaryota; Fungi; Ascomycota; Leotiomycetes; Helotiales; Drepanopezizaceae.
AUGGAGACUGCUACGGCAGUGAUACUCGCCGUCCUUUCUUGUGCCCUGCCGCUCCUCGGCUACGCCGUCUUCACGUGGGUGCGUGACUGCUCCGAGAGCAGAGCGCAGAGCUUCAAGUUUGGUUCAUUGUCCCAUUGGAACCCAAGAAUUUGUAUGACUUGGGCUCCCUCCAUAGUUCAGUAUACCGAAAUCGUAGCACGGGCUCUACUCACCUUCAGGAUCCCGUUUCUGACGGCAAAUAUCAAGCAGCAGCUCAUGAAUCAAUUUGAUAGAAUAACGUGCCUGGAAGGAAUCCUUACGCUCAGCAAGCAGCGCAUGCUACUUCCUAUUUCGGCCCCCCAUCUCGGCACCCAAGUCAGCAAAGCAGCCCGCCCAACCCGCUCAGCCACCACCACAACGACCAGCCUCAGCCUCAGCAUCUCCAUCCACACCCCCUUCCCCGUCAUCCCCUCCUACCUCCCUUCUGCAUCCAAAUAA